UUUGGUAAUUUAAUUUUGCCCUGAGAAGUUCGUACAUUAGGAGGGAGGAUUCCUCGAGGAGUACGCCAUUUCGACAGGUCUUUGGGAGAAAGAGAAUAGCCAAAUCGUAUUUUACAUUUCUCAGAGCCACUCUUUUUUCUCAAGUGAAAAAGAAUGGCGUCAGAUCCAAAGGUUCACGAAUUUGAAGAGGUCGUCAAGCACAAUAAAACCAAGGAUUGUUGGCUUAUUAUUUCUGGCAAGGUGUAUGAUGUAACACCAUUCAUGGAUGAUCAUCCAGGAGGCGAUGAAGUUUUGUUGUCUGCGACUGGGAAGGAUGCAACAAAUGACUUCGAAGAUGUGGGGCACAGCGAUUCGGCUAGGGAGAUGAUGGAGAAAUACUACAUAGGCGAGAUUGAUUCAUCAACCAUUCCGGUAAGGAAAAUGAAGCUUCCACAGCAGCUACCACCAUACAGUCAGGACAAGACUCGAGACUUUGUGAUUAAGAUACUGCAGUUCCUUGUACCUCUCCUGAUUCUGGGAUUGGCUGUUGCCGUCCGACACUUCACCAAGAAAGACUAGGCAUCAAUGUGAAUUAUUAUUGUUGGAGCGAAGGACCAUCUCUGUCGGCAUUUAGGUAUGAAUUGGUGGUCUGAAAUCAUUCGCAUUGUUCAUAUUGUGUCAGAAAACUGUUUAGUUGGUAACUGUUUGAUGGUGCAUCAGAGACCAUGGCGUCAUGAUUGCUAGUUGUUUCAGUCUUACAGGAUGAGUUGAUUUUUGUUGAAUUAUAAGCAGGAUAGUGUUCUUUGUUAGCUGUACUUUUCUCAUAAUUUUGAUUAAGCACUUGCAAAAUGAUGGGUUAUGAGGACAUGGUAUGUUUUCGUA
This is a messenger RNA of Carica papaya (papaya), 861 nucleotides long. Its product is annotated as cytochrome b5. Gene Ontology annotation, cellular component: intracellular membrane-bounded organelle; membrane. Gene Ontology annotation, molecular function: heme binding. Lineage: Eukaryota; Viridiplantae; Streptophyta; Magnoliopsida; Brassicales; Caricaceae. The record is from RefSeq and is a predicted model, not a curated record.